UCAGGCGCACCGUGACGAACAGGUCUUUCUGGCAGUAGAAUCGCAGGCUGUGCAUGGACAUGGCGAGUAGUUCUUCGAACGUCCAUGAGCGCAUUGUGACGUAGAGUUUCUAAGCAUACACACACACACAUGCACGCACAAGAUUUAUAGACAGAAAGCACAGACAGUGCAUGUCGUCUCUGCUCUUCUCGCAUGGGCGCACUUACGCCGCCGAUUCUGAUGAAGUGACGAUGGCCGAUUCUGAUGAAGUGACGAUGGAGCUUGUUGCGUACGAUGUCCUUGAAGAGCUCGCUGAUGCGAUCGAUGGCACGACCGCUGCGUGUGGGUCGUUGACUGAUGAAGUCGUGACACGGACCGCAAUCUCCGUAAUCUCACGAACUGACCGCAUCGCAACACACAUCAAUCAGGAAGGCAGAAGACAAGCCACGUAGCCAGCCGUGUGCUGUCUUUCAUCUGUCUGGUCUAUCUGUCGGCCAGUCCGUCUCGCACCUCCGAAUGAGAUGUUUUCGCCACCGUGGUCUUCCGCACUCACACGGAGGGCCCGAUUCACCAUCCUUGUCACUCGACGCAGCUGCUCGUCGCUCACAUGGUGCUUACCAGUGGCCAU
Molecule: messenger RNA, 607 nt
Organism: Vitrella brassicaformis
Lineage: Eukaryota; Vitrellaceae
Source: the annotation of a GenBank genome assembly